Triticum turgidum subsp. durum (durum wheat) is the source of this 564-nucleotide messenger RNA. Lineage: Eukaryota; Viridiplantae; Streptophyta; Magnoliopsida; Poales; Poaceae. The record is from the annotation of a GenBank genome assembly.
AUGGCCUCCAACCAGGACAAGGCAAGCUACCGCGCCGGCGAGGCCAAGGCCCACACCGAGGAGAAGGCCGGACAGGUGACCGGCGCGACCAAGGACAAGGCGUGCGAGGCCAAGGACCGGGCGUGUGACGCGACGGGGAAGGGGCAGGGCGCCGUGGAGGCCACGAAGCAGAAGGCCGGCGAGGCAGGGCAGAAGACGUCCGAGACGGCCCAGGCCGCCAAGGACCGGGCCGCCGAGGGCAAGGACCAGACCGGCAGCUACCUCGGCCGCACGGCCGAGGCGGCCAAGCAGAAGGCCUCCGAGGCGACGGGGUACACGCAGGACAGGGCCUCCGACGCGGCGCAGUACACCAAGGACUCCGCCGUCGCCGGCAAGGACAAGACCGGCAGCGUCCUCAGCCAGGCCGGCGAGCAGGUGAAGAACGCGGUGGUCGGCGCGAAAGACGCGGUGGCGAGCACGCUGGGGAUGGGGGGAGACAGCACCUCCAGCGAAACCAAGGACGCGAGCACCACCGAGACCAUCACAAAGAGCCGCCACAGGUAUAUACCUGUCGCGGUUGCAUAA